AUCGCCAUCUUGAAGCCUUUAUUGCUGUCUUCAUGUUGCGUACUACGCCCCUUGUUGAUAAAAAACGACAGUAAUCAGCAGUACGAUUAAAACCUUUCUUUAGAAAAUUGGAAAGCCAGGACGCUUUAUUUUAAAGCUGUUGUAACCGGCUAAAACCAUGCAAAAGUAUGAGAAGUUGGAGAAGAUAGGAGAGGGUACAUAUGGGACCGUUUUCAAGGCUAAGAACAGAGAAACACAUGAGAUUGUGGCCCUCAAACGAGUGCGACUGGAUGAUGAUGAUGAGGGGGUUCCAAGUUCAGCAUUACGAGAAAUUUGCCUCCUGAAAGAACUGAAGCAUAAAAACAUUGUAAGGUUGCAUGACGUCCUUCACAGUGAUAAGAAGCUGACGUUAGUGUUUGAGUAUUGUGAUCAGGAUUUGAAGAAAUACUUCGACAGCUGUAAUGGUGACUUGGAUCCAGAGAUUGUCAAGUCCUUUAUGUACCAGUUAUUGAAGGGUCUUGCCUUCUGCCACAGCCGAAAUGUUCUCCACCGAGACCUUAAACCACAAAAUCUACUCAUCAACAGAAACGGUGAACUGAAGCUAGCUGACUUUGGCUUGGCCAGAGCUUUUGGGAUCCCUGUACGCUGUUAUUCUGCAGAGGUGGUGACGCUGUGGUACAGGCCUCCAGACGUGCUGUUUGGUGCUAAGCUAUACUCUACCUCUAUUGACAUGUGGUCUGCAGGGUGUAUAUUUGCAGAAUUGGCAAAUGCAGGACGGCCAUUAUUUCCUGGUAAUGAUGUGGACGACCAGCUGAAGAGGAUCUUUAGAUAUCCUUAACACUCAAAUUACGGUCUGGUUUAUACAUUUGGAUUGAACUGUGAAUCCUGAAGUAAAAA
This is a messenger RNA of Carassius gibelio (silver crucian carp), 876 nucleotides long. RefSeq names its product cyclin-dependent-like kinase 5. Gene Ontology annotation, molecular function: cyclin-dependent protein serine/threonine kinase activity; ATP binding. The record is from RefSeq and is a predicted model, not a curated record. Lineage: Eukaryota; Metazoa; Chordata; Actinopteri; Cypriniformes; Cyprinidae. Bases 158 to 817 code for a protein of 219 amino acids. Gene Ontology annotation, biological process: axonogenesis; synaptic vesicle transport; neuron apoptotic process. The transcript is spliced from 9 exons. Gene Ontology annotation, cellular component: cytoplasm; nucleus.